AUGGCUUUUCAAUCUGCGAAGCGCGACCUGCGCAAAAGGAUGAGAUUGGCUCUGUCGAGUCUAUCUGCAACUGCUAUAACUCAACAAUCAAUCUCCGCAACAACCAAGUUCUUGUCACUGGCCGAGUAUCAGAACGCCAAAAGUAUCGCAGUAUACUUGUCUAUGCCCAGUGGAGAGCUUUCUACAGCUGGGAUUGUACAUGAUGCUUUAAAAAGUGGGAAACAAGUUUACAUCCCAUAUAUUCAUACCAAGGACAAAACGUCCGUCAUGGAUAUGCUUGCACUCGGAUCCACGGAGUUUGAAUCGUUACAACCAGAUAAAUGGGGAAUCCCAUCACUUCAAGCUACACAGAUUGAAGGUCGGCAGAAUGGUUUGACACAGGGGUUGGAUCUUAUUGUGAUGCCGGGCAUGGCCUUUGACCAUGAAUUUCGACGCCUCGGUCAUGGCAAAGGAUAUUAUGAUCAUUUUUUAACGCAAUACUCAAAACAGACCAGCAAAAUGCCAUUCCUUGGUAAGAAAUCCCAGAAAUCCGUGUAUUUCCCCGAACUGAACUCCAUGGUAGUUGCGCUCUCUCUCCAAGACCAAUUGCUCUCCGAGGACAUUCCCGUGGUGGAGCAUGACUGGUUGGUCGAUGCGAUCGUGGUUGGCGAUGGUCGAUGCUUGGUUCGUAGUGCAACUUGA
Messenger RNA from Penicillium soppii, 681 nucleotides. Its product is annotated as 5-formyltetrahydrofolate cyclo-ligase. Lineage: Eukaryota; Fungi; Ascomycota; Eurotiomycetes; Eurotiales; Aspergillaceae. Gene Ontology annotation, biological process: folic acid-containing compound biosynthetic process; tetrahydrofolate interconversion. The record is from RefSeq and is a predicted model, not a curated record. The coding region runs from base 1 to 681 and encodes 226 amino acids. Gene Ontology annotation, cellular component: mitochondrion. The transcript has 2 exons. Gene Ontology annotation, molecular function: 5-formyltetrahydrofolate cyclo-ligase activity.